Messenger RNA from Paramormyrops kingsleyae, 4387 nucleotides. Its product is annotated as E3 ubiquitin-protein ligase RNF19B. Lineage: Eukaryota; Metazoa; Chordata; Actinopteri; Osteoglossiformes; Mormyridae. Gene Ontology annotation, molecular function: zinc ion binding; ubiquitin-protein transferase activity. The record is from RefSeq and is a predicted model, not a curated record. Gene Ontology annotation, biological process: protein ubiquitination.
ACUGCAGCGUGUUAACCUUCCACAUAAUAUAAAUAAUAAAUGGCACCAUUAAGCUAAAGCGUGCAGCCUGCAUUGCAUGAGUCCUGAGCUAUAUUUAAAUAUGAUCUAUGCACCUGUGUGAGGCUGAUUUGAUAUGAGGUGUGAGACGCCUUAUUUCACAUAAUUUCUGAUCCUUUUGUUUCGUGGGUUACGGCUUGGGGAGGGGGAGGGAGCACGGUUUUGCCGCAAGAAGAAAUGCGGUAUAUCCCCGCUAACGUCACGCAGUGUUUUCCCCCUUUCCGGGGGGUUUGUUGUGGGCAGUCAGCUGUUGAACAGGCGGGGCAGAUGACGGAGCGGAGGCUGCGCUGACAUCGGGCUGGUGGCGGCGGAGGGUGGCGGGAGAGGAAUGUGUGAUGAAGUGUCCUCUCGCUGAGCACGUACUGACACACAGAGCCAGCCAAGGAGUCCCGCUCUGCCAUGUCCCCCGGCCGGGCCUGCCCACGUGCUGAAUGCCCCUUUACCCGUCACAUGGCCCGCGACCUGUGAGCUCCUCUUGGAACAGACCACACCUACCCCCACUCCACCUUCUGGGAACAAUCCGUCUCCUCCCGCCUCCCGUCGCCUGGGGGCCCGUCCGGUUCAGCGGUCUCUCUGCGGGACCAUGAAGAGACCCAAGCAGCGACAGCACUUCAGCUUCCUGCGCUUCUUCGGACGCAAGGCGCAGGCCGAGGCCCGGGCCGAGGAUGCUGGAGCCGCAGACGGCCGGGAGGAAAUCGCAAUUACGCUGACGCCCAGCGAGGGCACGGAGCAGGAGCGGGGCGAUGCCGAAGGAGGAGAGGCAGUCGCGGCGGGAGGUGAGGAAGAGGAGGGCCCGGAGCAGAGCAACGGCGAAGGCGACGGCAGUUCAAUGAGGGUCCUCUCCUCUUCCACCUCCAGCCAGGAGCAGCCCCUGGACUGCCUGGAGUGUCCGCUGUGCCUUCUCGUCCAGCCUCGUGGCCGCUUCCCGCGCCUUUCGGCCUGCCCUCACCGCUGCUGCCUGGACUGCCUGCGCCAGUACCUGCGUGUAGAGAUCUCCGAGAGCCGCGUGCGUGUGGCCUGCCCACAGUGCCCCGAGCUGCUGGCGCCGCCCGACAUCCACGCCAUCCUGGACGACCCUGCCCUGCUGGAGCGAUUCCAGGACUACCAGCUCCGUCGUUUCCUGGCCGCUGAUCCCGACACACGCUGGUGUCCCGCGCCAGAUUGCAGCUAUGCGGUGAUCGCCUAUGGCUGUGCCGAAUGCCCCAGGCUUCGCUGUGGUCGGGAAGGCUGCGACACCGAGUUCUGCUACCACUGUCGGCAGCUGUGGCACCCAGACCAGACUUGCGACCAGGCCCGGCGCCAGCGCUCCCGUCACGCCUCCAGCAACAACGAUGCUUCCACUCUGUUCGUCUUUAAUGAGGAGCCAUGUGGCGAUGUGGAGGAAAUCAAGGCAUGCCCCCGCUGUGGCGCCUACAUCAUGAAGACCAACGACGGCAGCUGUAACCGCAUGAACUGCAGUGUCUGCGCCUGCCAGUUCUGCUGGCUGUGCAUGCAGGAGAUCACUGACGUGCACUACCUCAGUCCCUCAGGCUGCACCUUCUGGGGGAAGAAGCCCUGGUCCCAGACCCGGAAAGUGGUGUGGCAAGUGGGAAUGCUGCUGGGGGCCCCUGUGGUUAUCUCCCUCAUCGCUGGCAUCGCCAUCCCAGUCAUUAUCAUCGGGAUUCCCAUCUACAUGGGACGUAAGGUCCACAGUCGAUGCAAGAAAAACAAUAUCUCAGGAAGUAAACACUAUCUGACAGUAGCCAGCGGGGUCAUGAUGUCCGUCUUUGUCUCCCCUGUUAUAGCUGCUGUCACUCUUGGCGUGGGCGUUCCGUUGAUGAUGACAUACGUGUACGGUGUGGUUCCCAUGUCCCUCUGCCGAAACGGCUGGUGCAGGAACCAGAAGGAGCAAGCUGAACCACACAAGAUACAGCCAGAGGAUCUACUCAACUUUGGUGAACACUGGACUGGUCAGGCGAGUCAGGCAGCCAGAGAUGCCAGUGGACGUGUUCUGGACCUGCUCCCCAGCACCAGCAGCAGCCCGCCUGACCUCGAAGGAGGUGGAGAGCGAGACGGGUCCACCUGCACUGUGGCCAUGGAAACCGAUAUGAGCCAUGAAACAGGGAACACAUCUCUUCGGGAGGGAACCAACAUCGAGGUCCAGGUGGAGAUCGAGACGCACCCCCAUGCGGCCGGCUUCAACAGCAUCUCAUCCAGCCGCAGCCCAUCGGCGGAGUCGCUGGCGUGCUCACGAGAGCAGCUGUGCGUCGGCGGCCCGGCCAUCCACGAGUGCCUCUCAGGCCCCGAGGCCGACUAAACGCCGACCCCUACCCCUGGCCGCCGCCCCCCCCCCCCCCCCAGCACGUCCCCAUGGCCGCAAGGGCCCCACCAAGCUUCAGCCCAACACACCCUGGCUGUGGCGAGGGAGGAUGUGAGAGGAUGAAUGAGGGGGAGUGAGGGUCAGCUAGGGUAAAAGAGCGAUUUUGAAGGGCGGGGGCAGACUGAGAGCUUCUCCCUCAGCAUGCAGCAGUCAGUAAGGGCAUCGAGACAACAGGAUACACAGGAAGUACAUAAAAAUCUGCAUUAUGACAGAAUAACAAGGAGAAAAGGAAACCAGAGACAAGAGCAAGACCUUUGCUGAAUACUUCUAUGAUUCAUAGCUUUUUUCCUUUCAAUUACUAUUCCUUCUGGUAUUUUGUCUCAUUUAGUGUUUGCUUAAUAACAAUUUUUAUCUUAAUCUAAAAACAAGGGACAAUGAAAGGACUGUGAAAAAUAUGUGUCUGCCACACGAAUACAAAGCAGCUCUGACUUACUGAGGUGUACUGCAUCCAUUGCUGACACUUAGUGAUGAUGGGGGGGGGGUCCCCUGAUGACCUGUCACUGGUGUUCCAAGGCUUGGCAAGAGCUCAGUUUAUGCAAAUAGGUCUUCAUUUGGAGGCGGAGCCACUGCCAAUGGGAGCAGUGUAGGCGGAGCAAUCUACAGCAAGCCCGACCUAGACUACCCACAGUGCUCUGUACAUAAACUGUUUCACUUUCUGAUUCUCUCCCAUUGUUCUGGAGUUUAGGGGAAUGAAUGUUUUAAAGGUUUAAAUAUGCCAUCUUGGCAAUACUUUAAUUUAACUUGGUUUAACAUUUUGAAUGCAUUGUAAGUGUAAAAUAAAUCCCCAUAAAGCAUUACAUUAAAAAUGUAAUCUAAACACAAAGAAACAUUGGGAAGUGAUGUGCAUUUUUGUGCUUCAGGUUCAGCCUGUCCCUGGUGCAGCUGGGGGUUAAGGGCCCUACGGUUAAAUCACCCUGCCAAUCAGAAGAAGAAUUUGAACCAGCAAUGUUUUGAUCACAGGCAUAACAUUCUAACUCCCUAAGCCACACAUUGAGUGCAGUGCCUGCUAGACCAAAACCAAUUCUCAAAAUUCUCCUCCAAUUCACCUGUAAUAUUUGCACUGUGCCUACAGAUGGCGCUAGUGUAUAAAUCCUCCGUUAUGGUUCGCACCUGUUACGUGCCCAGGAGAACAAGUAAUCAGCCAAGCCAAAUCUGUAUUGUAUCCUCAUAGAUUUUCUAGACACGUUAUUAUUUAUUAAAACAUUUCAUUUCGCUAGUUGUAGCUGCUAUCCGGUGUAUUCUUUCUUCAGCUGGACCUUGAAGACAAAUUGAUGAAAUUAAAAGAUAAUUUUCCUGUUAUAUUUUUAUUUUUCCACAAAUCGCCAGAUGAAUGUACUUCCUUUGGAUUGUCUUGUGUCCACAAAAAUCUAUUGCUAGUUUAGCCUUACCAUGUUAACUAUGAAAACUGAUAACCUUGUUUAUGUUUCAUUUCACCAUUUUAAGCUGAUUUCUUACAGUGUACACUGUUGUAAUGAGCAGAUGCUUCAUGCCUGAGAUUCUGAGCCUGUCUGUUGAAGUUCAGGCCCUGGAUAGGAUGUCAGUCCCCCCUUAAAUGCACAUUGACAACACAGAGAGUCCCUGACUUUCCUGAACUGGUAUUACUGCUUUGUUUCUUUGGUCAAUUGAUGUUUUUAUUCAGAGUGGCUUGCGGUUCUACCAGCUGAUGCAUAUCAGUCCAUCCAUCUUCAAACCACUGAUCCAGCACAGGGUCACAGAGAGCCGAUCCCAGGAAGCACAGGGCACAAGGCAGGGGGACACCUUGGGCAGGAUGCCUGUUCAUUGCAAAUUUGUUCUUUAUAUAUCUGGCAGAAAUAUUCUACCAAUGGCCCUUCUAGAAAUCUUCAGUUUACAUGCCCAUCUCCUUAACCACCAUAUUACCUGGCGUUCAGAAGGAAAUUCACACCAAAGGGAACUUGACCAUGUGUCUAAAUGUAAUAAUUUAAAAGAGCAUAAAUAUAUUUCUGACCAUCA